GAAUUAAUAUUGAAAUAUUUUGCCCAAUUUUUUAAUUUAUUUAUUUAAACACAUUGGUGGGGUGAGAGCAUGAACUUUUAAAAGUUCAAAAAUAAGGACCACCCUGAUAUAUAAAUAUUAAAUCUAUAUAUGUAUGUAUGUAUAUUUGUGCAUGUGAAACAAGAAAGAAAAGUCCCGCUCUGAAGAUCUCUUUUAGUGUUUGUGGCCGGAGGAGAAGCAGACAGGAGGAAGUAUGGAAAUACCGAACAUGCCAGAUAAGCUUCUCUGCUGCAGACAAUAAAACAACUGAACACAGAAGACUACAAUAAAGCAAGAAUGUUUACUCUUUUCUCUCUAAUCUGUCUGCUUGUGAUCCCAGGCAUGUGUAGCCAAAACUGGACAGUGACAUAUUUGAACGCAGUAAAAUGUGUCCUGAAGGGCUCAACCACUGCUCUGUUUCGGCAGUUUCACAUAUCCUGAUGGUCUCAAUAUAACCAAGAUUUUUUGGACCAUAGAUCCAGUAAAAGAUAAGGAGACGCCCGAUCUGUCUGAAGUACCAGAAUAUAAAGACAGAGUUGAGUACAUUCUGGAUACGAAACAAAACUUCAUUCUCAAACUGAGUAAUAUAACAGAUAAGGAUGAACAUAUGUACUGCAUCAGAAUCGUGACAAAUGUAGAAAAAGAAAAAUAUUUGGGUUAUCCUGGAGUCCAGCUGAAAGUGACAGAGCUCAGGGUUGAGAUCCACAAUGAGGGAAAUUCUACAGUUUUAUUUUGUAAAACCACAUGCAACCUUUCAAGCAAAACAAAAUAUAUCUGGUACAAAAACAAAAGUCCUUUAUCAGAAUCAUUCAGUAGUAAUAAACUGAUACUGCAGUCUGUGAGCAGAGAUGAUGCAGGAAACUACAGCUGUGCCAUUAGAGGAGAUAAACAUCUGAAAUCUCCAGCUGUCAGAUUUGGCAGUAAUACAGUUCUGCACAUAACUGCAGGAAUUGCGGCUGCGCUCAUCUGCGUCUGCAUUGUUGUUGUAACAAUGAGAAUCAUAAGCAGAAAGACUGCAGAUACAGGAAUCAGAAGCGACAGAUCAAAACAGGAGAACAUCAGCGUGACAAUGACAGAUCAGAUAAGCUCACAUCUCACAUCAUAUGAUUUAAAAACAACCAAUGAUUUAAUGUACACCAGCAUUACUUUUCAAAGACCGAGUGCAUCCAAUGGGGAUCAGAAUGAUGAAGAUGCUGAUGAGGUUCAGUACGUCAGUGUAAACCACCACAAAACCACACAGAAGAACAACGUAGAUGCUGAAGCUCAAUGUGGGAAUGUUAUCAACAGUCCUGCUAUUUCAUUCAGAUCUAAGGGUGGACUCACAGAAGAUUUCUCUGUCAUCUACAGCGGCAUCAAUGUCCCGUAAAGAAUUUCAGCAUGAGCGUAAAAACAUCUUGCACUGACA
Misgurnus anguillicaudatus (oriental weatherfish) is the source of this 1423-nucleotide messenger RNA. NCBI's taxonomy places the organism in Eukaryota, Metazoa, Chordata, Actinopteri, Cypriniformes, Cobitidae. The record is from RefSeq and is a predicted model, not a curated record.